Messenger RNA from Colletotrichum orchidophilum, 495 nucleotides. RefSeq lists its product as uncharacterized. The transcript has 2 exons. Lineage: Eukaryota; Fungi; Ascomycota; Sordariomycetes; Glomerellales; Glomerellaceae. Bases 1 to 495 code for a protein of 164 amino acids. The record is from RefSeq and is a predicted model, not a curated record.
AUGUCUUCUGCCGGCUCUUCCUCCGAGGCUGCCCCCAAGCCCGCCCUCACCGAGCGCGAGCUCGAGAUCCUCAAGAACGCUUGGGGCUCCAUGAAGAGCAUUCCCGAAGUCGACUACCAAAAGCUGGCCGCCGCCUGCGGCAUGACCAACCCCCGCUCCGCCUCCAAUGCCUGGAGCGGCAUCAAGAAGAAGCUCUUCGCGGACCUUCCUGCCCCCGUCAACGAGAGCAGCAGCCCCGCCUCGACCCCCGCCAAGCGCAAGCGCACCACCCCGGCCAAGAAGAAGACCACGGCCGCCGCCGCUGCUGGUUCCGACGACGGCGACGAGCUCGCCGCUAACUCGGACGGCGAGGCGACGCUCGCCGUUGAGACGCCCAAGAAGAAGCGCGCCACGCCCGCCAAGAAGAGAGCCGCUGUCGCUAAGGUUGCUGUCAAGGACGAGGGCGCUGAGGAAGAGGUCGAGAUGCAGGGCGGCGAGAAAAAGGGCGAGGCCUAA